Messenger RNA from Ostrea edulis (European flat oyster), 1617 nucleotides. RefSeq lists its product as uncharacterized. NCBI's taxonomy places the organism in Eukaryota, Metazoa, Mollusca, Bivalvia, Ostreida, Ostreidae. The coding region runs from base 396 to 1586 and encodes 396 amino acids. The transcript has 3 exons. The record is from RefSeq and is a predicted model, not a curated record.
AGUUCAUUAUUUUGAUAUUCAAAUCAUUGAUUCACUCCAACGUAUUGUAAAACAACAACUUACGAGUGUUAGUUUAUCAUUUGAUAAGUGGUCAGCCGCGUGGUGCGAGGUAUUUCACGGGAGGAAUGUCCUUAAACGAACUUAAGAGCAGACGAUGUAAUAUGCAAUGGAACAUAAUAUAUGACCAACGAAAUAUAGAAAUGAUGCACCAGUCUCUUCCAUUGAUUUUUGUGGAAUCAGGAAGGAGAAAAUUUUUAGUGGAGGAAGUCGGAGUUGGUAGCAUUGGUCCUGGGGUGACAGCCACGCAGCCCCGGGCAGGAGGGGACCGAAACUGACCAGUGAAGAUUGCUCCCCGUCAUGUAAGGUUAUCGUGCGACAUUGCUGACAAGAUUAGCAUGAACGGUCAAACCGACACCUGCGUAAGAGAAAUGGUGAGACACGUCAUACAAAACAUGGAGGACUUUCAACAAAGCCUAGAUUCCAUGGUUAAAGAUCUCCAAUGCCUCAUUCAAGACAUUGAUACGGUUACGACUGACAUUCAGGAAAGAGUGGACCGGAAGUCGAUCAAACGCUGCAAUCACCCAAGUGAUCUUGGAUGUCCACGUCGUGAAAAUGCUGUGCGAAAAUUAUUGGACAGUGUUCGAAUCGUUGACGAAUCCCCGGACCUUGACUUGUCAUACCUUCAAAUAACGUCUUCAUACCAGCGUCCGAAAUGGGGAAGAUCUCUGUCUUUUCCAGUGUCAUCUUUCAAACUUUCAACCUUGGUAAAUCCAAAAGAAGAAUUUCGGGAAGAAUAUAACGCAACAAGCUAUGUCUGUGAUAUUUAUAAUGUCGAAGAACAUUCUAGACACGUGCCUAACCUAAGAACCACGAGGUGCACUGCGCAACUGAAAGCUUCUGCUAAGAUUAAAAUCAUUCCAGAAUUUAAAAGUUCGUUAUCAACCAUAGACAAACAUAGUUCUGCAUCUAGUUCAAGUGGUACAUACAAAGAAAUACGCUCCAUUAAAAGAUCGAUGUCCUUAUUUGAGACAUCCUCGCAUAACAUGGUUUUGGGUCCAAGGAUGAUGGAAAAUAGUGGAAGGAAUCAUCCAAUGAUUACCGACAGUGUAGUUGAAAAUAUUCCACAAAACAUGGUGGAAGCGACAACCCAGACAAGCUUUGGAAUGGACAGAUUUGACUCCUCGACCGCUGACGUUAACUGUGACGUGUUCUGUAAUGUGCCUGAACCUCCGUACAUGGGCUCGUAUGAACGUGAAAUGGAAACAGAGCUGGAAAAUCUAUUUGAAUUCCAUCAACAAUUCCGUGACCCUGACAUUGAUGACUGGGUGAUGGAGACCGGAAAUUCCACCACUCUCUCGGAUGACGAUAUCGAGUUCGAUAAAGAAGUUAAUUCCUUGGUGUCUUUCACUCUGUCUAAUACUGUGAAAUCUUCGCAGAGUUCCGAAAGCAGCUUUUCAGCAUCUGAAUCAGACAUCAUCAACCACAAUACCCAAGCAACUACCAUGUACGGCAACCUGAUUUUUUCUGAUAAUCUAGUCAUUUUGCCAAACGAAUCUCGAGAAGUCACGAAGAGGUUUGAUGUAUGAUGAAGGACAAAUAAUAAAUAUGAUAACGAUA